AGUAAUCAUUUGCUGUUCACUAUCAUAAAGAAAUGGGAUGCACCUCGUCCAAGUCAAGCAACAUGAUCGUAUUGGACCCUCGCCAACUGAAGAGGAGUCCCUCUGGUCAUCAUCUCCAAUUUGAACUACCAACUUCACCUUCGGCCAUUCAUGGAGGGCCGAUUAUCGAGGAGCUCUCAAGUGAAGAAGCGUCGCAUGAUUUCAAUAAGCGACAAAAAAGGCUACCAUUGACAGAGCCGCCCACAACUGACACUUCACAUGUCGAGGAUGAUGAGAGUCGGCUGAUGCGGGUUAAAUCGUGGCGAAGUGAGGAUUUCGCAGACUGUGUUUCAGCGACUUCUGAAUCACAGUUCAAAAAUGGAGAAGUGGUAACGCCGAAAGUGCUGCCUGCUAUCCCCACUUUGGACCCCGCCACUCAGAAACUGUUGAACGCCGCGAUGGAAUCACAAAAGAAGAUUCUCUAUUAUCUUUCCCCAGAGGGCAUGGGAGAGUUCAAGCCUAAUGGCAAGGUCGGUCCAGUGGUGUUGAUGGUCGUACCACAGACGAGCGAUGCCCCGCAAGUGGUGAUGGGCUAUCGAUCAUUCGGGUGCGGUGAAGUCGAAUUACAAGACCUGCUGGAUCUGCUGAUGGAUCCGUCCGCGAGGAAGAAGUUCGACAAUCAAACUGCCGAAGGCAGACUAUUGAGGAAGGCUAUCAUUGAUGAGCCUGAUAGACGACUUGAUCUUCACUAUGGUGCAUUCAAAGGAAUGAUGAAUGUGGGAGGUCGAGACUGCGUGUACGCUAUUUUGCGACAGAAGAUUCGAGAUGACUUGUGGAUCGUCUCUUCGAAGUCAGUGGAACUACCAGAAUACCCGGAGAAUGGCGUUCUCCCCGGAUAUGUCCGAUGCGACGUUAAGUUUGCUGGAUAUGCGAUGUCGACCGAUGCCGACACUAAGGAGCUCACAGUGACGAUGUACAACCAAGUAGAUGUUAAGGGUAACAUUCCCACUUGGAUCGUCAAUAAAGCUCAGAAUAAACAGCCCGGGUGUUUGAAUGAUAUGUACAAGCUUCUCAAGAACUAG
This is a messenger RNA of Perkinsus marinus ATCC 50983, 1061 nucleotides long. RefSeq names its product Phosphatidylcholine transfer protein, putative. Bases 33 to 1061 code for a protein of 342 amino acids. The record is from RefSeq and is a predicted model, not a curated record. Lineage: Eukaryota; Perkinsozoa; Perkinsida; Perkinsidae. The transcript has 10 exons. Gene Ontology annotation, molecular function: lipid binding.